Molecule: messenger RNA, 4191 nt
Organism: Corylus avellana
Lineage: Eukaryota; Viridiplantae; Streptophyta; Magnoliopsida; Fagales; Betulaceae
Source: RefSeq, a predicted model, not a curated record
UAGAGAGAAAAAAAAGAAGCUAAAAAACGGAAAAGGAUACUAGAGAAAGAAAGAGUACUAUAGUGGAGGGGAGAAGGAUAUAUGGAGACAGAGACAUACCUCUUCCUCCGGUGACUCUCACGAAGGAGGCAGAGUUUCUCACGUACGGCCGGGCCGGAUGAGUGAUUUUCUUCAAGAGAGGUAAACAAAAAACCAGCAACGACAAAUCAACAAAAAGGGCACAACCAAUAAUUGAAAGAGGCAAGCACCAUGAACAACAAACGUCGGUAAACAAACAUUAAUGGGUCCAUAGGGAAAGAAAACGAGGAGGCCAUGGAAGCCUUCCAAACUUGAAUUUCUUUGGAAUUGAUCAGUGGGUGAUUUUGUUGUCGAUUCCAAUAUUUGCUCAUUCAAUCCAACGGGAAGCAUGGUUCCUCCAAGAGUGUGAAGAUUUUUAAGGUUAAAGAGAAUCAAAUGGGUGUGUGUAAUGAAGAAAAAUGGAUAGAGCAUUAUAGCAGCUCUCAUAAAAUACUGCUUGUGGGUGAGGGAGAUUUCUCGUUUGCUGUAUGCUUAGCAAAAGCUUUUGGUACUGCUGAGAACAUGAUUGCCGCCUCUUUUGACUCCAAAGAGGUAUUGACGAAUGCGUAUCCGAAUGUGAUCAUGGCCAAUUUGGAAGAACUGAAGCAGCGGAGAUGCACUGUUUUACAUCAUGUGGAUGCCCAUACUAUGUACCGACACCCUCAACUUCGUUCGAAAUUGUUCGACAGGAUAGUCUUCAAUUUCCCUCAUGCUGGUUUCAUUGGGUGGGAAACUGAGAAGCGCCAAAUUGAAAUUCACCGGACGUUGGUUAGGGGUUUCUUGAGUAAUGCAAAUCACAUGCUGACAAAGAAUGGAGAAGUUCACAUUACCCACAAGACGGCUUACCCUUUCAGUAAGUGGGAGAUAGUGGAGUUGGCAGAGGAGAUUGGGCUGUGUUUAAUUGAGAAAGUGCCAUUUGCAAUAAGGUACUAUCCAGGUUACGUUAAUAAGAGAGGAUCUGGGGCUAAAAUCAACCAGACAUUCCCUCUAGGAGAAUGCAGUACUUUCAAAUUCGCCAGUAACAUAUUAUUUCAUAACACCUUGAUUGAUGGUAUGUGUAAUGCUGGAAAACCUACUAUUGCAAGAGAAAUGUUUAGUAGUCUUCCUACAAAAGGCUUGCAACCUAAUGAUCGGACUUCCAAUAUAAUGAUCAAUGGGUUUUGCAAAGAGGAACUACUAAAUGAGGCGAGGGAGCUAUUUGAGAAAAUGAACAAGAACGGUUGUUCACCUGACCAUUUCACAUAUAACAUAAUCAUCCAAGGCUUCUUGCAACAUAAUGAGUGUGAGGCAAAGGAGUGUAUGCUGGUUGAACAAGCUGCAAGAAUACAAAGGAGGAAGGAUGAGGAGGGUGAGGCAAACGAACAUAUGCUGGCUGAACAAGCUGCAAGAAUGCAGAGGUGGAAGAAUGAAAAGCGUGAGGCAAAGGAACGUAUGUUGGCUGAACAAGCUGCAAGAAUGCAAAGGAGGAAGGAUGAGGAGCACGAGGCAAAGAAGAGUAUGCUGGCUGAACAAGCUGCAAGAAUACAGAGGAAGAAGGAUGAGGAGGGUGAGGCAAAGAAGCAUAUGCUGGUUGAACAAGCUGCAAGAAUGCAGAGGUGGAAGGAUGAGGAGCGUGAGGCAAAGGAGCUUAUGCUAGCUGAACAAGCUGUAAGAAUGAAGAGGAGGAAGGAUGAGGAGCGUGAGGCAAAGGAAAGUAUGCUGGCGGAACAAGCUGCAAGAAUGCAGAGGUGGAAGGGUGAGGAGCGUGAGGCAAAGGAGCGUAUGCUGGUUGAAAAAGCUGCAAGAAUGCAGAGGAAGAAGGAUGAGGAGCGUGAGGCAAAUGAGCGGAUGGUGGCUGAACAAGCUGCAAGAAUGCAGAGGAGGAAGGAUGAGGAGAGUGAGGCAAAUGAGCAUAUGCUGGCUGAACAAGCUGCAAGAAUGCAGACAAGGAAGGAUGAGGAACGUGAGACAAAAGAUCGUAUGUUGUUCCACAUGAUUGGUUUGAAGUUUGAAAAAGCUGUAAGAAUGCAAAGGAGGAAGGAUGAGGAGCGUGAGGCAAAGGAGCGUAUGCUGGUUGAACAAACUGCAAGAAUGCAAAGGAGGAAGGAUGAGGAGCGUGAGACAAAGGAUCGUAUGUUGGCUGAAAAAUCUGUAAGAAUAGAAAGGUGGAAGGAUGAAGAGCGUGAGGCAAAGGAGCGUAUGUUGGCUGAACAAGCUGCAAGAAUGCAGAGGAGGAAGAAAGAAGAGCGUGAGGUAAAGGAGCGUAUUCUGGCUGAACAAGCUGCAAGAAUGCAGAGGAGGAAGGAUGAGGAGCGUGUGGCAAAGGAGCGUAUGCUGGCUAAACAAGCUGCAACACUGCAGAGGAGGAAGGAAGAGGAGUGUGAGGCAAAGGAGCGUAUGCUGGUUUCCUACUCCAGCAUCCUUGCUGCUCCUUAUGAUCCUUUUGCGGAUCCUUCCCAGAAACCAUCCAUUAAGUAUGACAAGACGUCGGAAUAUAUGGCCCUCCCUUAUUCCCAAAAUUUAUUUUUUGUUGAAUUAAAUCGGGUCUCCUCUUCCCUUUCCCCCGGAGAUAUUGCCGUUUCUUAUUUUCCUCCAAAUUUUCAUUGGAUCCCUGAACAUCCUUUGAAAAACUUAGCCUAUUAUUCUGCUAUCUUGAAACGAACAGGUUCUGUUUUCUUCAAAGCCAUACCAGACAGGCUUAAUCCCCAGAAAACAAUUUACCACAGUAUUUAUUUCAAGAAAAUUAUUUUUGAAAAAGAAUGGGGAAAUCACCCCUCUGCUUCCAGGUCCCUUAACGGGUUUAACAUUCCUUGUAAUUAUUAUGAUUACAUUGAUGCCUAUUUUAAAUUUUUGCUUCAUCAAACCUCGAAAUUUGAACAUUCUUGGUUUGUCAGUUUUGAUAAAGACUUCUGCGGUAUCCUUCCCCUCUGGUUCUCCAGGUGGUGGAACCAAUUUGGUCUUCUCCCUGAUAUUCUCCCCCUCCAACUUGUUGAUGCUUUUCAAUUGUUUAAAAGUCACUUCAAGGUUGAUUCCUAUGGAGCUAAGUUUUCUACUAUGCUUCAUUUUGUUAAAAAAUUCAAAAUUCCUUGGAUUCUGAGAUGGCAAUAUCACAUUUCAGAAGACAAAAUUCAAAGACAUUGGUAUAUCAAAUGGUGGGAUAAAUGCUCACUAAAUGAUUCCAUUGUUCUUUCUGUUAAAAACAUGGUUCACGCCCCCAAGGCCCUUCCUGCUCCAAAGGCGUCUGCUUUAUCCAAUUUGUUAAUUCCCCCCAGUGCUUUCUCUUCUCCAAAAAGAGAAAAAGAAAGUUCCCCUGCUUCCUCCCAUUCGGCCUCUUCAAGUUCUUCAAAGAAGAAUUCUUCCAAGAAGAAAGAAAUGAUUGAAGCCCUACUUGCUGCCCUGGAUAACUUGGACGAUGAAGAAGAUGAGACGUCUAAACCAUCUGCCGAAAAGCCUAUCCAGGUUCCACCUUAUUUUGAAGACUCACAAGACUACUAUCCCUACCCAGGGGUUGAAGACAUGUGAAUGUUCGGCCUCAGGACGGCCUUCAGAUAUCAGUUUGCUUCCUAGCCUCUCAUAACGGCUAGUUUUCUUAGGUUUUCCCAGACUGGCUCCUUAACGGCCAAAAUUGUUCAGAGCUAGCUCAUAAUGGCUGGAUUUGAGUUUUUGGCUUCGGUUCUCCUUGAUCUUAGACGGAUCACUGUUCAUUACUAUUUGGAGUUACUGUGCAAAAUCACUGUUCACUUUUACUGUUCAUGUCCGGACGACACGCGCAGAAUUACUGUUCAGAAGCACUGUUCAAGAUUUGUCUGCCGACACUACAGUGCCGACAGCUACUGUUUCAGAUUGAUUACUUUCACUAUUCAGACUGGUGCCAGACGUGCCUUUAUAGUUUACUUUUUAUUGUUUUCUUUUUGACCGCAUGAACGCAGCUCAUGAAUGUAUUUUGUUUUAUGCUUUGUUUUCAGCCUAUAUAACGGGCUCCCCUCCCCCAUUGUAAGGCAGAUGUUUUUUGAGCGACUCUAUCCUCCUCAUAAACUUUCUAGCCAGUUCCCUAGUUUCUCUUCUUGUAUCAUCUCUUCUCUAUCCCUUACUUCAGUAAGUCCUAACGCUUACUUCAGUAAGAGUUUUAUAAUCUAUAACGAUUAUUGUUUUCUU